Messenger RNA from Zootoca vivipara (common lizard), 5969 nucleotides. RefSeq names its product solute carrier family 2 member 11 (gene SLC2A11). The record is from RefSeq and is a predicted model, not a curated record. Gene Ontology annotation, biological process: dehydroascorbic acid transport. Lineage: Eukaryota; Metazoa; Chordata; Lepidosauria; Squamata; Lacertidae. Gene Ontology annotation, molecular function: D-glucose transmembrane transporter activity. Gene Ontology annotation, cellular component: plasma membrane.
AGCAUAGCUGUCAAAUGCUCCCUUUUUUUAAGGGAAAUUCCCUUAUGCUGAAUAGGCUUCCUCGCGAGAAAAGGGAAAGCUUGACAGCUAUGGCUCAGAGUCGCCCGUUGCGCAAUGAGCCUCCGGGCUCAGCUCCAGCCAAGAAGCCCUGCCCAGAGCGGAGUCCCCGCCCACCCUCCUCCUAGCCGGCCGGCACCUGCCGGGAGAGCCGAGGAGGGAAGCCGAGCCGGGUCGAGCAGGAUGCCAGACGGAGCCCCGCAGCCUCAGCAGCCACCGCGCCGCCAGCUUCAAGGCCGGGUCUUGAUCCUGACGGUCUGUGCUGCUGGAAUUGGGGGCACAUUCCAAUAUGGAUACAACCUCACCAUCAUCAAUGCCCCAACCACAUACAUCCAGAGCUUCACAAAUGAGACGUGGCUGGAGCGGACGGGCAGCCCUCUGGACGGGAAGGUGAUCACCCUGAUCUGGUCCUUUGUGGUCUCCAUCUAUCCUUUGGGGGGGCUCGUGGGAGCCCUCCUCGCGGGCCCCAUGGCCAUUAAGCUGGGAAGGAAGAAAUCUUUGCUGCUGAACAACUUGUUUGUGGUCUUGGCUGCGGUGUUGGUGGGAUUCAGCCAAAUGGCCAGAUCCUUUGAAAUGAUCUUGCUGAGCCGAUUUCUUGCAGGAAUCAAUUCUGGUGUGGGCAUGAACAUCCAGCCCAUGUACCUGGGAGAAAGCGCCCCAAAAGAGCUCCGUGGAGCCGUAGCCCUGACGUCUGCAUCCUUCACGGCCCUGGGGUUGGUGAUGGGACAGGUGGUUGGACUGAGAGAAAUUUUAGGAGCAGAGGAAAACUGGCCUCUCCUCCUGGCCAGCAACGCAGUGCCUGCUCUAAUCCAGCUGGUCUUGCUGCCCUGGGCCCCAGAAAGCCCCCGGUACCUAUUGAUCGACCGAGGAGAUGAGGAAUCUUGCAUCUGUGCUUUGCAGAAGCUGCGGGGCAGCGACGACCUGGGCGGGGAGAUGAAGGAGCUGCUGGCCGAGCAGGCGGCCCUCCAAGGGAUGACAGCCAAGGCCCCCUGGGAGCUCUUCAGGGAUCCAGCCGUACGGUGGCAGCUCAUCACCGUCAUCUUCCUCACCAGCGCCAUGCAGCUCUGUGGCAACGACUCCAUGUACUCCUACGCCUCCAACGUUUUCCAAGAGGCCGGGAUCCCUUACGACAAGAUCCAGUACAGCAUAAUCGGCACGGGCAGCUGCGAGCUGAUCACCGCCAUGACUUGUAAUCUGAUCAUUGAGCAUGUCGGGCGAAGGAAGCUGGUGAUGGGCGGAUACAGUCUCAUGUCUGUGUGGGCCAUUGUCUUCAUGGUGGCCCUGUCUCUGCAGGAUCAAUACAGCUGGAUGCCUUACCUUAGCAUGUCCUGCAUCUUUGCCUACAUCCUGAGCUUUGGAAUUGGUCCAGCUGGCGUGACGGUGAUUAUGCCCAUGGAGAUUUUCGACCAGGUAUCUCGCCCGGCUGCCUGCAUGAUCUGUGGUGCUCUGCUGUGGGCCAACUUGUUCCUGGUGGGCAUGGUGUUUCCUUUCCUUGUGGAAGGCCUUGGCCAUUACUGCUACGUCCCCUUCUUCAUCGUCUGCGUCUCUGCUGCCCUCUAUGUCGCUUUCUUCCUCCCCGAGACAAAAGGGAAAUCCUUUCUGGAAAUCUCGGCGGAAUUCAACAAGCGGAACUUCAAAGUGCAGACUCAUGAGGAGUCCAGGAGACUUUCCGAGGAAACAAAGUCCACCAUGUUGUAGCCCCCAAAGGAUGGAGGAGAACGACAGGGACACAGGGAGGGAAAGUUGGCUUUGUGCCACCAGGCAGAUCUAUCCCUACACACACACACACACACACACACACACACACACACACACACACACACUCCAAAUUCCCAGUACGGGGUAAAAGGCAGCUUAGAGUGGGGGGUGAUUGGCAUGGAACCUUUCCUCUGUUUCUCAAACACUGAUUUGUGCGUAAAAGGUCCUGUAUGGAAAUGUCCGCUCCCAAGAUUUUUAGUGGGUUUUCAGUUUUAGAACGGCUUUUUACAUUGUAUAAGAAAUAAUGCCCGGAGUCCGGAAUUUGAACCCUAAAAUGUCGUUUCUGACCAUCAGCUGCCAGGCUUGGUCAGUUAGGGGGAGCAAUGCACUAUUCCAGGGUGUUGCUUUGGGGACCAUUUUCUAAACGUGAAAUUGAUUCACGAGGAAGGAAAACCCACCUGCGCUUUAAUCGAUGCCCAAAUGUGUUGAUAACCGAAUGUAUUGAGAAGUUUUGUUUAGGAGAAACCUACAACCCGCCCACACACACCCCGACCUAUGAAUGGGUUGCCUUUUUAACAUGGGUUAACAUGGUUGGGGCAUCUUUUUUUUGAUGGAAAGUGUGUUAAAAUAUAGAAACUAUUCCACAAUCCCUGAUAGAGAUCCUUCUGAGAAAAGUCCUGGCUACUUCACUCAGAGUUUAAAAAGUGAAUUAAUACGGAACCUUGAAAGAACUUCCACCGUGCGCUGGAUUAUUUUUUAAGCGAUCGUGGCAGAUUUCCCUCCUUUGAGUUUGCUUGAGCUACUUUGCCAGUGCCCCCCACCCCACCCCCGAGCUUUGCCAAGGGACUGGGGGGGGGGAGCUACUUUAUUUUCUCUUUCUAGAAAUUUCCCUGUUGUGCCCUGAUAGAUGUUACAUGGGCUGGAUCCUCCUGCUGGUUGGACAGGCCUAUCUUGCUUUAACUGCGUCCUCAAGUUCUCUGAGCGGUAGCCGUGCCUGUAGUGCUCCCAUGUGGCCACUUAGAAUAAUUUCUCCUCCUCAAUUCACUCAGAGCAGUAACUACCUCAAAUAACUCUUGCUUGUGCCUCCUCUGCCUUCAGAUUUCCUUUCCUUUCAUUGCUAGAUUUGUUGGGUUUUUAUAUACGAGCCACCCAACCUUUUCUCUGUUUUAUGGUACAAAACGACCUUUGAUGAUUCCUCGACUUUUGAUUUUGAUGUCAGUCCCACAAUUGCACUGAGCUCCAGUUGGAGAACAGCCUUUACCAAAGGUGCCAUGGGCUUUGAAGAGACUCGAUCUCAGGACGCAAGGGAGAAACGUGCUAAGAGGAAGGCACGCUUGGCAAAUCCACACCGUGAUCAACUCCCGCCCGGGAACCAAUGUCCCCACUGUGGAAGGACGUGUGGAUCCAGAAUUGGCCUCCACAGUCACUUACGGACCCAUUGUUAAAACUGUGUUUAUGGAAGACAAUCUUAUUACUCGGAUACGAGUGAUCGCCAAAGACAGAAAGAGAGAACCAGAAGAACCUUGAUGUACACAUUUUUUGCAAAGCCAUUUUAUCUUAUUAUACAGGUGAAACUGGGAAAAUUGGAAUAUCGUCGAAAAGUGCAUUUAUUUCAGUAGUGCAACUUAUUUUUUAUUUUUAUUUUAAUUUCUACAAAUGCUUGCUUUUGGACAUUCCACAGUAAUAAAACAUUUACUAUAAUACAAAAAUAAGCAUUGCUAUUAAAUUUCAUUAAUUACAUUCCAUUUAUAAUUGACUCGCCUAGUAACAAAUAAUUACAAUGACAACAAAUAAAGGCUUGACACAUCUUGCUUUGCAUGUCAUGCAUCUCUCUCAUAUACUGGUUUCACCUUUUAAGUUGCAUUACUGAAAUAAAUGCGCUUUUCGAUGAUAUUCUAAUUUCCCGAGUUUCACCUGUAUCUCUGUAGCUGUUAGUUUUCUUGACGAUGUGCUUUAAAGACUGGCGGACUGAGCGGAGAUGUUCCUCUUUUAGCUGCCAUGACGGUGACAACAUGAUCUCUUUCUUUCUCCAGCUUCUUCUCGGGGUAGUCAUGCGACCAGUGUUUCUUCUCCCCCCCCCCUUUGGCUCUCACUCUUUUACUGCUCCUUCUGCUGUUUCCCAGCAGGUGUUAAAAUCUUGUCCCGCCUUUCAAAGGCUGCAGCAUUUUCAUUCGACAAGUCCCAUGUCAGGACAAUCCUAUACCCUGUUUCUCCAAAAAUGUAAGACGUAGCCAUAAAAUAAGCCAUAGCAGGAUUUUUAAGUAUUCAAUGAAUAUAAGCCAUACCCUGAAAAUAAGACAUAGUGAUAGGCACAGCAGCAAUGCCGGCCGUGGCAGGAGGAGGAAAAAAAUAAGACAUCACCUGAAAAUAAGCCAUAGGGUGGUUUUUUGAGGAAAAAUAAAUAUAAGACUGUGUCUUAUUUUCGGAGAAACAUGGUAGCUAGAAUCACAGAAUGGUAGGAGUUGCAAGAGAUCACAGCAGUCAUUCAGUCCAACCCCCCUGCAAUGCAAGAAUCUCAGCUAAAGCAUCCAUGGCAGAUGGUCAUCCAACCUCUGCUUAAAAACCUCCAAGGAAGGAGAGUCCACCACCUCUCGUGGAAGUCUGUUCCACUGCCCAACAGCUCUUACAGUCAGAAAGUUUUUCCAAAUGUUUACUCGGAAUCUCCUUUCUUGCAACGUGAAGCCAUUGGUUUGAGUCCUACCCUCCAGAGCAGGAGAAAACAGGCUUGUUCCCUCUUCCAUGUGACAGCCCUUGAGAUAUUUGAAGAUGGCUAUCUUAUAUAUAUGCAGAUCAUAUAUAUAUGCAGAUGGUGACAGCAGUCACGAAAUUAAAAGACGCCUGCUUCUUGGGAGAAAAGCAAUGACAAACCUAGACAGCAUCUUAAAAAGCAGACACAUCACCUUGCCGACAAAGGUCCAUAUAGUUAAAGCUAUGGUUUUCCCAGUAGUGAUGUAUGGAAGUGAGAGCUGGACCAUAAAGAAGGCUGAUCGCCGAAGAAUUGAUGCUUUUGAAUUAUGGUGCUGGAGGAGACUCUUGAGAGUCCCAUGGACUGCUAGAAGAUCAAACCUAUCCAUUCUUAAGGAAAUCAGCCCUGAGUGCUCCCUGGAAGGACAGAUCGUGAAGCUGAGGCUCCAAUACUUUGGCCACCUCAUGAGAAGAGAAGAAUCCUUGGAAAAGACCCUGAUGUUGGGAAAGAUGGAGGGCACUAGGAGAAGGGGACGACAGAGGACAAGAUGGUUGGACAGUGUUCUCGAAGCUACGAACAUGAGUUUGACCAAACUGUGGGAGGCAGUGCAAGACAGGAGUGCCUGGCGUGCUAUGGUCCAUGGGGUCACGAAGAGUCGGACACGACUAAACGACUAAACAACAACAACAAAAUCAUAUCUCCUCUUAGUCUCGUCUUUUCCAGGCUCCAACAUACCCAACUCCUUCAACCGUUCCUCAUAAGGCUUGGUUUCCUUAUGAGCUACUGACUGUACAAUGCACAUUAUAGUCUGAAAUGCCGGAACGGUCCCUAUUCCCAUUGGAUCCCAUUGGAUUCAAGCAUUACUGAGGUAGCUUCAGAGAUCCUACCACAGUAAGGUACCCACCACCGUGCACCAGUAGGGCUGGAGGUGGGGAGAAACUCUGCUCCAAACAAGGCCAGGGGAGGGUGGGGGUGGUAAUCAUGGCUCCCUGCCUCAGAAUUCUCUGAGAAAGUGCCUUGUGGGCCAUGGAAUCAUAGAACUGUAAAGUUGGAAGGGACCACAAGGGUCGUCUGGUCCAACCCCCCUGUAAUUCAUGAAUCUUUUGCCCAAUGUGGGACUUGAACCCACAACCCUAUGAUAAAGAGUUUCAUGCUCUGCUGACUGAGCUUGGACUGCUUUCAUCGCCCCCCUCUCCUACUGAUGUCUCCGAUCCCGGAUUUCAGGAUCCAGGUGGGAGUGGGGUUUGUUGGAAUGAUGGGAGACAGCUAUCUUUGCACACCAAGUGGAGGCUCAUUGUCUUAUCGAACGCCUUUUCCUGCCACAGGGCAUCCUCGUCUGCAUGUUUGCUGCAUCCUUAGCAAGGCAGCUGCCUUUCCCAAACCUGCUCUGCUUACGGGGCCACGCCAAAGAAAAAUCACAGAAGCAGCAAUAAACACUGUAGAGAUUAGAGCUUUUGCGAAACACAAACAUGAAAAAGUGUUGGUUUCAUUAUGUGUGUGAAGGAAAUAAUGAAAUCCUAGCAAGACA